GAACAUAAAUACACAUUAGAAUACAUAUUCGUAUUGAACUAAAAAAAAUAUUUGUAUUGAACAAAGAACAUAUUCUGUAUGUGUGACUUGUAUAUUCGUAAUUUUCACAACUUUUAUUCAAAAUAAUAUACCACGUAUUAAAAACUAUAUUCUUACUAAACACAAAUCAUAUUCGUACUGAUCCCAAUUCAUAUUUGUACAAAACAGAAAUCAUAUUCAGCAUUUCCCAGAACUUGCAUUCCUCACUCUCUCUCUCUCGUGUCAGCUAUUUUCCAGUUCGUGGGCCCCCAAAAAAUAGCUUUUUGUCAACUGCUUUUCAGUUGCUGACAUCACUUUCUACUAUUACUUUUUACUAACAAAUUUUGACUCUUAAUUUAAUGACCCAUUUUUAUGGACCAUUGUAAGAUGGAGAACCAUCCUCCAAAAUUCAAGUGGAGGACCAUAUCUAAAUUCUGGGAAACCCUUGGACUAAGCAACAGACAGUUGAGUGGCAGAACCUUCUAUGAAACAAGCACCAUGUGCCUAGCUAGGUAUAGCUUCAUUUGAUUAAGAAUGCCAUCAUUACCCAAGAUAAGCUUAUUAAGUGAGGAAGCUUGGAUAGUAACUCGAUAGCUCACAAAAUUGAUUUGCUAUUUAAAAUAUUGAGAAAAGAGUGAGCUUUUAGACGAUGUUAAGUUUUCCUAUUGAUAUUAACGGUCUGACUAGAUAUUAUUACCUUAUUUCACUCAGGAGUUAUGGAUUCUUAACUUAUUGUGGAACCUCUAAGCAAGACGUUUUAGUGUUGUCAAACACCAAGACUCAUCUAAGUGUAAGAUUAAUCACGCCUUUUUGAACCAUGAUGUGAUAUGUUGGCUCAUUCUCAAGCAUAUAAGACUUAAUGAGAAAUACGUCUCAUUUUACGGGGUGGGGGGAUUAUAAUUGUAAGAUCAUGUUAGACGAUGAUAUAAUUAAUUCAAAAUUUUAUUGUCAUAUAUAUAUAUGGAUAUUAUUUGUUGAUUAUAACCAAUCCACUUAUCUAUGUAAUAUUUUUUCAGAAUUCAAAUUAAAACUAACUAGAUACAAACCGCUUAAUAUUCGUGAAAAAAUAAAAAAAUGAAUUUGUUCCCCACCAAAAAAAUUCAGAUCUGUCUCUACCCAAAAAUCAAAAGACGAUAUCCACUAUCCAGUUAUCCAUUUGAUCAUUUGCGGCUAGCUACCAUCUUCAUCAAAGAUCUUAUUAACCAAAAAAUCUGCUAGAUAUCUCUCCUCAUCUAAUUCUUCUCAAAUUUAUUCCAUCACCAUUUUCUUUAUAAAAAAAAAAAUAGAUGCGUAAUUAUGAGCUCAAAAUCACUCUUCAAAGUUCAAACCUAACCGUGACUCAGUAAUUCUCUCACUCUUUUGGUCGAAAGCGAAAACAAUUUUCAAGGCCUCCCUAAAACAAAAACAAAAAAAUUAGCCCGAUAACAACAGGAACAAAAUCUUCGAUCUCCCCUGAAACAUCAACAGAAAAAUGAAUCUCCUAAGAUACUUAAGGAUAAUGGAUAAAAUGAAAAGUAACAACCUAGAUAAGACACGGCCGUUUCUCUGUCACACCGCGCAGUUCCUCCUUAUAAGAACAACACAUACUAAUUAAUUAAGGUAACCUCCAAAUUAAACACGCAUCAAACAAAUUACACAUAAUGGCCGCCGAACAUCAUAGAUCAGAAAUGAGCGAGCUAGAAGAAGGCGGCGGCGGCGUCUCCCCGGCGGCCACUCCACCACCUCCUCCUCCUCCUGGAUUCUGGACGUCCUCAGCUGUUGUUGAAACUCUACAAAAGGUGACGGCGGAGUUGAUCGGGACGUAUUUUGUAAUCGUGGUCGGCUGCGGAUCGGUGGCGGUGAACAGUAUCUACGGGAAAGCGACGGCGCCAGGGGUGGCGCUCUGCUGGGGUCUCAUCGUCAUGCUCAUGGCUUACUCCGUCGGCCACAUCUCCGGCGCCCAUUUCAACCCCGCCGUCACUCUCUCCGCCGCCGCUUUUCGUUCCUUCCCCGUCCGCCUCGUUCCGUUGUACAUAGUGGUGCAAGUGGUGGGAGCGAUCUUAGGGUGCGGGACGUUGGAGGCGUUGGUGGAGAUAACCCCCAAAUCGUAUUUCGGAACGGCGCCGGCUGGAUCGGCGGCGCAAUCUCUGGCCGCCGAGAUCAUCGCCACCUUCAUCUUGCUCUUCGUUAUCUCUGCCGUUUCAUCUUCUGAUUCAACGGUGGGCGAUCUUGGGCCUCUACUCGUCGGAAUGACCAUUGUGAUGGACGUCCUUCUCGCUGGGCCGAUAUCAGGGGCCUCGAUGAACCCAGCAAGGAGUAUUGGGCCGGCUGUAGUUGGACAAGGGACGAAAGCACUUUGGGUGUAUAUUUUCGGCCCAAUCGUUGGCGCAAUGGCUGGAUCGUUUGCCUAUAAGCUCUUAACACCCACCCAGAGGUCUCUCUCCGACUUGAAAAACUUGCGCUUCCGUUCCUCAACAAACCGUGGUCCAUAAAACCGCACCAGAUAUCGCACCGGAAAAGUAAGCGGUAUGAUAUUUUAUGAUAAAAUCGUGGUUUGAUCAUAGUUCAACCGUUAGACCGUUAAAUACCGCAUACCAGUUUAGCCUCCAAUACUGGUAUUGCAUGGUUAAAUCGCUGGUACGGUACGGUUUCAUGGACCAUGCAACAAACUAGCUAGAGAUGAUUGAAUUGGCGUCAAAUUUUGUAGGAGCAGUUAUCCCUUUUUCAAAUUGUUUGGACCGUCAGUUUCAUAGCGAAAUAUAUUUUUUGUUGUUGCAUAUAAGCUAGUUUACGACGAGUUUGAGCAUGCGUCCUUUUUGUCAGGAACUGGUAGGAAAGAAUCGGAUUGAAGGCGUGAUUAAUCACUCUCCUUAGAGUGUUAUAUACAAAAUUAAUUAAUUGAUUAAUUAAAC
Messenger RNA from Linum trigynum, 2909 nucleotides. NCBI's taxonomy places the organism in Eukaryota, Viridiplantae, Streptophyta, Magnoliopsida, Malpighiales, Linaceae. The record is from the annotation of a GenBank genome assembly.